AUGUAUUGCUUCCGGCGGGCUGCCUUCCGUCUUCUCUCGUUGUCUGCAUCUGCGACACCAUUACAGCCUCGGUCAAUAAGUGCAGUCAAUCGACGUCGAUUACCGUUUCUUGUUCCGCGACAAUCCUCGCAUUAUGCAUUUCAGCGCCGGUGGAAUAGCGAUGAGCCUGGGAGGCGAGAGCAAUUAGAGACCGAAAAUGAUAAAGAAAGUAAGAAGGACACAGGGAAUGAGAGCGAAGAUGGCCCGGCACAAGAGGAAAAGCGUGAAGCUACAGCGGGGAUUGAGCCCGAAUUAAAGGCAACGCCCACUGAGACAGCGGCACAAACAGAAGUGAAGCCAGAAACGAUAGGCCAAAACCUGCAAGAUCCUGCAGACUCAGACCAAGAUGCGACAGAGGAGGAGGGGCCACGAGCCGAGUCUGAGCCUGCAUCGAACGAAGCGCGAGAAGCUGCACCGACACCACCAUCCGGUCCUGCGCGAUUCAGAUAUGUUGAACAACCGGCGUCACCGAAGGAAACGGUUUUCAUCUCCAAUUUAUACUUUGAUGUCACCGCAGACGAUUUACGGAAGAAGAUGGAAGACUUUGGGGUUGUUGAAAAUGUGACGAUUGUCCAUGAUGCGCGGGGGAUUAGCAGAGGGUUCGGAUACGUUACUUACGACGCAAUCGAGUCCGCCACUAACGCAAUCGAGAACAUGGAUGGCAUUUACUAUGAAGGUCGUCAGGUCUUCGUCCAAUAUGCGCGCGUCAACACCGGCGACUACAAGCUCCGGAAACCCAAGAAUCCGCCCUCCAGGACGAUCUUCGUAAGCAGGAUUCCGCCUGAGAUGACCGUCCAAGAGCUACAUGAACUUUUUGACGACAUUCACAACGUCAUUGAUAUCCGGGUGUCCGUCGACCGGCGGACCGGGUACCUCCGGGGCUUUGCGCACGCUGAGUUCCUUGAUCUCCAGAGUGCCAAGGACGCGUUUGAAGUACUCGGCAAGAAGAGACCGCAUAACAAACCACUUAAACUUGAUUACAGUCACUCAAACAGGAAGAUGCCGGGGCCUAAUAUCGGAGCUGGGUUUGUGGACCACGACCAUCAAGUUUACAGUGGUUCAUCUUCGUCAGAGUCUUCUUAA
This is a messenger RNA of Aspergillus chevalieri, 1122 nucleotides long. Its product is annotated as nucleic acid-binding protein. The record is from RefSeq and is a predicted model, not a curated record. NCBI's taxonomy places the organism in Eukaryota, Fungi, Ascomycota, Eurotiomycetes, Eurotiales, Aspergillaceae. Bases 1 to 1122 code for a protein of 373 amino acids. The transcript has 3 exons. Gene Ontology annotation, molecular function: RNA binding.